CGGCGACAGCAUCAGAGAAUUGACCAUAGGCCCGCGACCCCGACGACGACGAAGAACAGUCCUGGCAAUUGGCGUGCCGCGACACCACACACACGUACGAGUAACCCAACACAAGAAUCAGUCUGCUCACGACACACACACGAUUACUAAUUGCCGGCAGCGAAGAACAGCCACAUCCAUUCCCCUUCGGGACUCGAUACAAUAAUAACCACCACCAGCCUCAUCAUCAACCAAACCCACCAUGCCGAUUGCGCCCAAGGCCGCACCUCUCUUCUGGGCCGGGCCCCUCCGGUACCUGCGCUGGUCUGCCCGCGAGAAGCCUGCGUACUUCUGGUCCGUCGUCGCCGGCUCCCUGGGCCCCAUCAUGCUCGUCACGGUCCCUCCCGUGCGCAAGAUGCUGGGCUACGAGAAGCGCGAGUUCAUCCCCAUGACAUAUCCGAUACCAACCGGCCCCAGAAAGCAGCUGAGCGGCUAUGACGAUUAAGUAUAUUAUAUCGAAAUGCGAGAACACAAAGGAGAGUCAUGUUCGGCCUGAUGCUCCUCUUUUUCAGGGACAGCAGUAGCAACACACGUUCAACCAUCCGAAGUUAAGGGUGGUAUUGAGCUCGAAAGAGGACUUGACGUUUAUGAACCUUGGAAUCUUUUGUACAUAAUCUCACGAGGCAAAUCAACGCAAGCUUCUCUCUUCCAUGCACG
Messenger RNA from Microdochium trichocladiopsis, 696 nucleotides. RefSeq names its product NADH-ubiquinone oxidoreductase 9.5 kDa subunit. The transcript is spliced from 2 exons. NCBI's taxonomy places the organism in Eukaryota, Fungi, Ascomycota, Sordariomycetes, Xylariales, Microdochiaceae. The coding region runs from base 242 to 484 and encodes 80 amino acids. The record is from RefSeq and is a predicted model, not a curated record.